AUGGGCAAUAGACGGACCUAUGGGCCAAACCGCGAGGACCCUGUGAGGGGCUAUGCGGAUGCCGCUAUGGAGUUUCCCAGUGAGUUAUGGGCACUGGAGCAAGCCCAGGAAGUGCAGACUGGCUUAUGGUUGUUACAACAGUCCCUCAACACGCUACAGACGUCGGUCACCAACACAGCAAUGCACAGUCACAUAGACAACACCAUCAGAAACCUGCUCAGCAUCAACGCUGUGCUGCGUAGUCUCAACAUCCAAGAAUUUACACCACCAGCAAAUGCAACAGACCUUGAGGGAACAUGGAGGGUGUCCUUAGCAACAGAUCUGCUUCAGGUCCACGUCAACUUCCUGCGAGGCAAAGUGCACCUUCUUCUUUCGAGUGCACAGGCAUGCAAGCCAGAUGUCAGCUGAUCGACCGAUCGCCCCAUCCCGGGCGAAGAAAUUUGUGUUUCCAAAGGCAAGAGGAGAAAUGUGACACUGGUUAACCUGCACGCUGCUGGAAGCGGUGUGGAAUGAGAAAGACGCAGCAGUCGUCGCAUGCAGAGGAAGAGCUGAAAGGAUAGGACUGUCUCAGCAACGCUUUGGAUGGACAGGAGAUGAACGCACCUUGGAAAGUAGAUGUGACUCAUGGACACGGUGACAAAGACCAAAGUGAUGCUUUUGGGAAGCACUGCUCCAAUAGCUGUUUUACUGGCACUCUCUUGCACUUUGUGUGUGAAUGUACUUCAGUGUGGGUGAGCUAAGACUGAACGUUUCAGUGUCGUCCGUGUGCGUCUGUUUUCAGCGAGUCUGACCCUUACACUUAUUUCUUUAGAGGGAAACACCCAGUUAAUACUGACUACACCUGGGCAUCAAUUUCACUACUGGAGGCAGAAACUAACGUGGCCUCACUCAUGGUUUCCACAUUUUUCAACUUUGCCUCACAGAAACAGUCUCUCAGAUUUUUUUCAGUGAAUAUUUUAAUAUAUUUUUAAAGUUGAGUAAUUACUAUUUAUACAGAUUUUUCUACUUUAAGCUCAAUCUUUGACGUAGUGUCAGGUCUAACAUGCUGGUUGGGCUCUUUGUCAUGUUUUGUUGUGUAACACUGAACACAUUUGCAAAGGUGUUUGCUGCUCUUUCUUCUUUUGUUUUUUGAUGAUUGUGUGUACCUGAUUGGCUGUUUGACACUGCAUGUCCUUUCCAAAUAACAAAGGCUUACAUAGCUGAUGUUCAGUUCCAGUGAGUUUGGGGGUGUGAGAGGUCAGUGAGGAAGGUUACAUGAGAACUGUGAAGCUGCUACGUCAUUGUCCGUGUUGUUGUUUUUGCCUGACUACACUCAACCCGUCUCUACACGCUGAUAGCCAGACUGUCUGGAAAAACUUACAAUUUACAUCCUGUGGGGCUGUAAUCGCAAAUAGUUUUCCAGAGGCUGACGCGACACCGUCUUCUCCCUCCCUCUAUUGUUCGUCAUCAAACCUCAGCCAGGCAAUCAGUGAGCCCUGGGAACUCGAGGCUUUCUGUAAAAUGGAUGCUCAACUGUUUCAGAUUAGUUAAGUGUUCUUCCUUGUUUUUUCCCUUAUUUUUAUAUCUUGUCGUGCAAGUGCAAGAUGUUUUUAAGGAUGUUUGUAUGUGUUUUCUUUCCUGUUUUGUGUUGUUUUGUCCCAUCACUGUAUGAUUCCCUAUUUAAAUACGAAAUGUUGUUCUCGGAUAAAGAAAGGAUGGAUGGAAACACAACAAAGGGGAAGUUUGUGCAUCUCAUUCAUUAUUUUUGCCUUUUUCCCCCCUCUCGAUGGGGUGAACAAGCACGUGCCGAGUACAAGCCACAGCAGAAUUUACUGGUUCCACACAAAAUUUUCCAGUCACGAAUACAGAAAUAAUAGUUAAAGAAAGAUACACUCUGGCAAGUUUUUAUUUUUACCCAGAUUUCAAACA
This is a messenger RNA of Neolamprologus brichardi, 1908 nucleotides long. NCBI's taxonomy places the organism in Eukaryota, Metazoa, Chordata, Actinopteri, Cichliformes, Cichlidae. The record is from RefSeq and is a predicted model, not a curated record.